Messenger RNA from Priapulus caudatus, 901 nucleotides. RefSeq names its product cytochrome b5 domain-containing protein 1-like. The coding region runs from base 59 to 706 and encodes 215 amino acids. The record is from RefSeq and is a predicted model, not a curated record. The transcript has 5 exons. Lineage: Eukaryota; Metazoa; Priapulida; Priapulimorpha; Priapulimorphida; Priapulidae.
GUGACUCGUAACAGGCAAGGUAUUUUGGUUGUUUACGGUGUUGUUGUAAUAUUUGUCUAUGGGGAACCAAAGAUAUUAUACUGACAAUGAAGUUCGACAACAUAACACGCCAAAGGAUAUAUGGGUUUCCUUUCUCGGAAAAGUCUAUGACUUGACACCACUUAUCGAGGAAUAUGCAAAUGAUCCGUUGAGUCGACCGAUCAUUGCGAAUGCGGGAUAUGACAUCUCUCACUGGUUUGAUGCCAAAACCAAUGAUAUCAGGAUGCAUAUUGACCCAGAGACAGGAUGUUCAAUGCCAUAUACUCCACAUGGUCGAUUUAUUCAUGUGCCACCUCCAAGUCCAAGAACCGAUUGGGCAACAGAUUAUGGGCGACCAUGGUGGCUGGAUCAAAAAUACUGCAUUGGAAAAUUGUCAGAAAAGACUCGCUGGAUCCAUAUCAUCAACACAUUAACCCUACAGGAAGAGAAGGUUGAGGUUUGUGCAGAGGAAACGCUUGACGAAAUACUGAAUCGAUACAUGAAGUACAAUUCGCAUGCGAAGAGCUACACCUGGAAGUACGACGGCCAAAUAUUGAACAUGACAGAAACGUUGGCAGGAAAUGGAAUUUCUGACGAGGAUGAGCAAUUCUACAAUCUGCGCAUGAGAGACGAUGAAUUUCUUGUAGCGAUUCAUCUUUACUUCAACGAUGAUUUGACUGAAGCAUAGAUUGUGGUUGUAUUGUUUGAGAAUGCCAAUAGUAAGACUUGGUGAGAAAUGCCUAAAGUUCAUGCUGCUCUGUGACUGCCAUCAAACGAUUUAGCUCUAGAAGGGCUACAUCUAGUUUGUUGGAAUUCAACCUACCAAUUUAAACCAUGCAAGCUGACAAAAAGCUAGAACCAAUAAAAUUAUUUGUAGUUAUUU